AUGGCGUCGAAAGAAACGGAGGCUUAUGCAGCAGGAUGUAAUAUAGUAAUAUUGGCUAGUAAUUUUGAGAGAGUUCAAAUUAUACCAGGAGUAACUCAUGGUAAUAUAAAAGUUAGCUGUAUUGACUGCUCAUCAGAUACUGGAAAGAUAGCUGCUAGUUAUGGCAGAAAAGUACAUAUAUUUGAACCUACUCCUCUUAUUCAUGAAACCAGUCAUAAAUUGGAUUAUAAGUGGUACCUUACAGCCACCAUAGAAGUUGAUUGUUUUGUUAAUGCUUUAACAUGGAAUAUGGAAGGUUCCAAAUUAUUGACUGGGGGUGAUAGUAUAUGUAUUUGGCAAUUUGAAAUGAAUGAAAGAAAUGAAGAUGAAGGGAGUAAUAAGAAAGUACAGUUUAGUUUAGGAACAGAUGAUGAAGAUCCACUGAUUAAUCAACUAUCUCAUGCUUUACAUGGUGAUAAUAAAGAUACUCUAACACAUGGCCCUGGUUCCUGGCAGUGUGUCUGGAGAUGCAAACCUGCUACUACUGUCUACCAUUUAAAAUUCUCACCUGAUGGAUUUCUGUUUGCUUCAGCAGGAAAGGCUGAUCGGUUGGUUAAGAUAUGGUACGAAGAUAGAAAAGUAACACCACAGUUAAUAAGAACUGAUAGUAUUAGUCCCAAGAAAGAUGAAAUGCAUUAUUCCUUUGUUUAUAUUGCACAUCCUAGAUCUGUUACAGGAUUCUCUUGGAGAAGAACUAGUAAAUAUAUGCCACGAGGUUCAGUAGCUAAUAUGUUAGUCACAUCAUGUUUAGAUAAUGUUUGUCGUAUUUGGUGUGAAACUAUAUUACCUGAUGAUGGUUUAGUUGAUUUAGAACAGUUUGAUCCCAGUUCAACACUAGAUGCUAAAUAUAAUACCAGUAGACAUAAAAAACGCUUUAUGCAGAGAUUAAAAACUAUCAGACAUGCGAUACACAAGAGAAGAAAACAACCAAAAUAUGGUCCUGAAACUGUAAUGAGUGUGGGUAAUUUAUCUAGUAUGGGUAGUGUACAUGACUUCCACAAGUUUGCUAUUCAUCAUAAUGGUGUCUCACCUGUAUUACAUUUCCAUUUAGCUGGUAGUAUUAACCCAGAAACAGAUAUUCCACUACAACCAGUAACUGGUAAUAAAGGUGAUGUAGAGCAUAAUUUUAAAAUUAAUUGGUUGAAUAAUAAAGAAUUACAGUUUACAAUAGAAGCUGAGAAAAUAUUACAAGAUUUAUAUAAACAAUUAUCUUAUGAAGAUCAUAAUACCACCAACCAGAAUGAUGAAGAAGAUCAUGAUUCUAGUCAUGAUAAUUCUGAUAGUGAUCAUGAUGAUCAAAGUCAGAAAAAGAAGAAAGCUGGUUUUUUUAAAAGAAGGGGUAAAUAUAAAAAUAAAGGAUUAGGAAGUCAUACAGACAGCGCUAGUAGUUUAUCAUCAGACCAUGGAUCUGAAGGCAGUAAUCCGGAAUUCUCGACGUCAAUGAUGGAUAAUAUAGAUAGAAAGAUAGAAGUAUUGUUAAGAGAUUGGCAUCAGAAUCCUGAUAUGUUAUUUAGUAUACAUCCUGUAGAUGGUAGUUUUCUAGUCUGGUUGGUAGAUUGGUUAGAUGAAUAUACACCAGUAUGUUUUAGACAAGCACAAGUCAGUUUUUCAUCAAGAUUACCUCAUGCCUUCCCUAUAGCAGAUGCUAGAUCCAUGUCGAGUAACUUGUUAAUGUAUUGUAACUAUAGUAAAAUGGAUAUAAAAUCUGCCAUGAAACUUAGUCCAUUAUCUAAAUCUGGUGGUAUAAUAGAACUAGCUAGGAUAAAUGCUCCCUCAGUCUCAGCUUUUGCUAAUGUGGCCUGGGUACCAACACUUCUUCCAAGUACAUCAUUGGGCUCCUACAGUAAUUCACCUAGUGCAUUGUUUGUAGCAUCAGAUGGCUCCCGUUUAAGAUUAUAUCAAGCUUUAAUAGAUGCUAGAUCAUUAUUAUCUGAUUCACAGAGUAAACAAGAGACUCAAGGAAUGAGUUUUUCUAGUACGAGUUCUAGUUUUAAAGUUGAUAAUAAUACUAGUAAAUUACCUAGUGAAUUAUUUAAUAUAGUUAGUGAACAAUCUUCCUCUAGACCAGGCUGUAUCAUAGAAUUAGAGGGUAUUAACGAUGCCAUGCAGGAUUGGCAGAAUGUACAGUUAUUACACGUAUUCCAAGAACAGUUAGUUACUGGUAAGAUGUCUUCACAUGAUGCUGCCACCAUGGGAGGAGCUAUAGUUGAUCUACGAAAUGUAGGAGUAUUUGAAGAGAAUUUCUAUCUAGUUGUAUUAGAGAAGAUGGUAGAGGGUGGUAGUGUAUUACACAUGUGGAAAAUCACGAUCUCUUCGCAACCUGGUGGUGGACAUGAAGGAUAUGAAAAUAGUCAGUAUUCUGGUAGUGUAUUUGAAGCAGAAUAUGAUACUGGUACUAGUUCUGGUGAUACAUCACCUGAAGAUAUGAAUCCUAGAAUGUCUACUGUUAUGACCAUGUCUAUCACUACUACUAAGGUGUGUACACAAUCAUUAGAUCUACCAGAUGAUGUUGAUGUUAUAUGUGCUACAGUGUCUGCUGGUCAUUUGAGUUCAGCUUCUAUCUAUCCAGCCUGUUUCGCUCCCUAUCAACUAGUGACAGCCUGUACAGAUGGUGAAAUAAGAUUCUGGAAAUGUGACUUGAUAGAUCUAGGUGAAGGUAGUCUUGGUUUAACCAGUACUAAUAUGAGUUGUUUAAGUGUAACAAGCUAUGAGUUUUCAAUGGACAAUGAAGGAAAGAACAUCAAGCCACAUGUUAUAACUGAAGUUAAAAGUCAUCCACAAGAUGUGACGUUUAAUUGGUCGGAAUGGGAGAUGAUGAGCCCUGUUCAUGCUUCAAGCUCUAUUGCUUUAACUGGUCGUCCAAUAACCAUCAGUUGUGCAUAUAGUGGUAGAUUUUCUGUAGCCUAUAGAUAUGGUCAUAUUACAACCCAGACUGAUAAUCUAACUGAUAAAUUUGUUAAUCUAUGUGUUGCUAUAUAUGAAUGUGAAUCCACAGGGGGAUCUGAAUGGGUUUUAGAAGAUACAAUAGAAUUAAAGAAUAUCAAGAUACCAGAUCCCAAGUCAGAAAUAGAUUUAGAUUUAAUAUUAAAUCCUGAUAAAAACCGCCGUGAUAGUACACCUGGUGGUAUAUCUCCUUCUUCUUCCAUAGUAAACAUGACCCGGACUAAAUCAGUACCCAGUUUAUGUACAAUACAAACUGUACGAAAAUCUAUAGCUGAGCAAGGUAACAGACUUGGUGUUUUACAACAGAAAUCACUUGUACAGCUAGACUGGGUAUCAACUGAAGAUGGAUCUCAUAUUUUGACAGUUGGUGUUGGUCCAAAAAUACUCACUUACUCUCAAGUUUCAAAUGAAAUAGCACAAGCAUCAACUAAAGCCAUGUCCUCACUACAAGAGAAGCAACCCAAAGAACAAGUGAAGCGAGCUAGACCACUACUACAGAAGUCUAAAUCUUUAGUGAUGGAAGAUUACCAAGAGGAGAUCAGGUGGAUGAGAUUACGAGCAGUAGAACUAAAUACAGCAGACGGAUUACCACCAUUACCCAUGCAUCUAUCCUGGGUUCGAGCUGGUAUACUUGUCAUUGGUAUGGACAAUGAAAUGCAUGUGUAUUCCCAAUGGAGAGAUCCUCUUGCUCCUGAUGAUGAUGUGGCUGACAAUAAAGAUGACUUCAACAUUGAUAAACGCACAUUAACUGAAGCCAACUUAACCCAAUUUACAACUGGUAGUGUCCGCAAUAAUUUCAACAAACGAUCAACAUUUAAAGCUUCAUAUUCCAUGCCAAGUUUUAAGCAUGCCAGUAAAAACUUCUCACAUGUCAGUCUGAAGAAAAAGGAAUGGCAAAAAUCUGAACAAAAUUCCACGACUUCUAAAAGUAGUUUACAAAGAAGUGAUAGUUUGACUAGUUUAUCUGUGAUUCAUGAUUUUGGAUUGUUUGAGGCUGCCAGAAUGGCUAAUCCAGUUUUACCUCAAUAUCACCCAAAACAAUUAAUGGAAUUGUUAAAUUUUGGUAAAAUAAAACGUGUUAAAGCUAUUUUAGCUCAUCUAGUAAGAUGUAUAACUGGUGGUGAAGGGAUGCAGUCUGUAUUUGUUGAUGAUACUGAAGAUGAUGGAAGAAGAUUCAGAUCUCACAGUGUGUCUGUAUCAGCUGUAGGAAAAGACAACCCAGUGAUAGUAGAGGAUGUGUCCAACUUUGCUGAAAUAAAUUCCAUUCCACCAUUACCAAUGUAUGCUUUACUGGCUGCUGAUGCAGACAACUCUGGUAUUAACAUGGAGAUUGCUAAAUCAGGGGCAGUAACUUCACCUAAUAAAGCACAACAAGACUACACUGAUUUAUUUGUCACCAAUGUAAUGGAUGAUGAAGAAUUUGAUAUCAAUGAUUUAUCAACUUCAGCAGAUAGUGCUGGAGGGAAACGUAGCAAACUUUCUUCAAGUACUCCAGCUCAAAACCCUUAUCUAUUUAUACCAUCUCAAGCUAAAGUAUUAGCAGAUCAUCUACUUCAAGUACAGUUACCAGGUCUAUCCAGUCUUGAUCAGAUGUACCUCAUGGCUCUAGCUGAUACUGUAGCUAGUACUAAAACAGACCUUGCUGAACAAAUCUCCAAACCAGAACAAGAUGAAGCUGCUGUUGAAGGUGAACCAAGCCUAUCUCUAGCAACUGAAUCUAUGGAUGAUUGUGGUUUAAGAUUUCUAUUAGCUAUGAGACAUCAUAUCUAUCUGUUAGGUACCUUAUUACCAGGACCACGUAGAGCAUUGGCUAAAAAUGGUCUCAAAUCAUUUAACCUUGUUUGGGCUUUUCAUUCUGAAGCUACAGAGGAACUGUUAUCCUUUAUACCAAGUAUGAAGAAAGGUGAGCCAAUAUGGGAAGAAUUAAGACAAUUUGGUGCUGGUUGGUGGGUUAAUAACCUCCCACAAUUAAAGAAAGUCAUAGAGAAGGUAGCAAAGUCAGCUUUUCAAGCCAAUAAAGAUCCAUUAGAUGCUGCACUGUUCUAUUUAGCUAUGAAGAAGAAGAAUGUAUUGUGGGGAUUAUACAGAUCUGUGGAUAAUAGAAAGAUGAGUGACUUCUUUAAGAAUGAUUUUACUCAAGAAAGAUGGAGGAAAGCUGCUCUGAAAAAUGCAUUUGCUCUUUUGGGAAAACAAAUGUUCAUGCAAGCAGCUGCAUUCUUUUUACUUGGAGGAUCCUUGAAUGAUGCCAUCAAUGUAUGCCUAGAAAGAUUAAAUGAUAUACAGCUAGCUAUAGUUAUCUGUAGACUAUACGAUGGUGAGGAGAUGUUACCUUUAAGUGUCCAGAAAAUACUCAAUACCAAUAUACUAGGAUAUGAUGAGAGUGGUGACAAUUAUAAUCCACGACAUUCUCAUCCUAAUCCUUUCCUACGCAGCAUGUCAUACUGGAUGUUUAAAAAAUAUAAAGAAGCUCUGCAGACUCUACUCCAGACUAAAGUUGGUCGUCCUAAACUGUCUACUGAAACUGAUCUAGAUGCUGCCACAAUUACUCCCAAUGUUUUUAACUUUUAUAAUUAUCUACGAACUCAUCCUCUACUUGUUCGUCAACAAUUAGCAUUGGCCUCUCCUGGACAUCGUAAAGCUGUUAUGACAGGAUUCACUAAAUCAAACAGCGUGGCAGUUCAAGAUCAUAAUAUAACAACCAUUGAUAAGGUCACACCAAUGGAACGUAGACUGUUUUUCGCAACAGCUCAUGUUCAUUUCAAAAAUGGAUGUCCACUUCUUGCUCUAGAAGUUUUAUCCAAAUUACCUCCUGUUGUUGAUGAGAAGGAAAAUGAGAAAAUAAUGAACAAAAAUAAUUUAAUGAUGAAUCAAAAUGGCUCUCUCAGUACAGGAACAUUAGAAUCUUCAGACCUGAAGAGUUCAAAUGUGGAAGAUAACUCUAAAGCAAGUGAUUUUGAUUGGAGUCAACCAGUAACCAGUGAAAAGAAAGAAACUGCAGAUGCUUUUGACUGGAGUCAACCCUUGUCUAACGGUACCACAAGUAGUAUAGAUUGGGGAGAACCAAUUUCUUCACAAAAAAUAGAAAAGGCAGACGACUUUGAUUGGAGCACUCCAACAUCAAGAGUAAGAUUUGAAGAUGAACCAGAAUUUACUCUAGGAUCUUCUAGUGAAGAUGAAGAUGAGGAAAUCAAUAAAGACAUUCCAACUGUGACAGUAGAAGAUCCAUCUGGUGUGAUCACCACUGAAAAACCUUCCCAGAAAAUAGACAUAAUGGCACAACAGUAUAAAUUUAUAGCUUGUUUAAAGGUAUUAAUGGAAGAACUGGGUACACUAGCUACUGGGUUUGAAGUGGAUGGUGGACAGCUUAGAUAUCAGUUAUAUAUUUGGUUAGAAAAAGAAGCUGAGAUAUUGAAAGCAUUAUGUAGUUAUGGUGUAGAGGAAGACAUUUCUCAACAUCCACUUGCAGAUACAACAUUAGAUAGUAGUAGAGAUUCAGAUGACAUGUUGGAACCAGUUCGACCUUCUAGAUCUCUAUCUAUACGUUCCGAUACAUCCGCUAGUAAAGCUUCAUUACACGAAGUUAUUAUGUCAGAUAAACUUGAUCUCGAAGCCAAAAUGGAGAGAAUGUCGCGACGAAAACAAUGGUUAAAAAUGAAUCAGCAAUUGUUACGAACAUUAAUUAGUUAUUGUAUAAUGCAAGGAUCAGGAGGUGGUGGUCUUGCGUCUGUUAGAAUGGAAUUAUUAUUGUUAUUACAAGAACUUCAACAAGAGAAACCACAGCAUCAAUUACUAUCUCCAUUACCCUUCCCAACCACAUUACCAUUACUAUCAGCUAGUAUAGCUAGUUCUAAAACUGUUAUAUCAGAUCCUAUUCAACAUUUACAAUGUAUGUCACAAGAUAUGUUACACACUAUAAUAGAACUUCUCUUACCACCUGGUUUAUCUACAGAUCUCAGUAAUGUAUAUUUAUUACGUAACCUGGCUGUCGCCCUAUCAUCAUGUAUAUACCAAUGUCUGUGUGACAGUGAUAAUUUUGUCGUAUCAUUAAAUGAUAAUAUGGAUAUUGGAUUAGAAGGCUUUUCUAGUCCUAAUUUUGCGUGUCAAGCUAGUUAUUUAAUGACUGGUAUUAAAAGAAGACGUGGUAGAUCACAUAGUGGUGGUGUUGGCGAUGAGAUGGUUAAUACACCAGCUGCUAAGUGGCCAGGUGUAACAUCAUUAAAAGUAUUAUUAGCUAGAGAAAAAGAUGAGGAUGCUCCAAAAUUAAAUAUAUUAUUAACGGAAUCAUUAUUAGCUGUUUAUAUAAGUUUAUUAGUUAAUGGUUUAUCUACCUAUGAUCCUCUCUUACUAUACCGACUGGUAGCUCAUAAAUUUGAUGAAAAAAUGUGGAGUGCACUGUUUGGUGGUGGAGCUAAAACAAUUUUUAAAUCUAAUAACCCAAACAUUCCUUUAACAAAACCAUCAGAAGAUGAACUAGCUAAACAUAGGAUGAGAUUAAACAUGAGAGUAAUGGGAUCCUCACCUUCACCAAAACCAGCAGAAAUGAAAGAAUCUUAUAAAGAGAAGUUUAUACCACCAGAACUUAGUAUGAUUACGUUCUUUAUGACAAAACCUUUUGUGCCAUCAUCAGAGUCUGUCAUCAGUUAUGAUUCUGAUGAUUCUGUUUUAUCUGAUGAUGAACCUGCUAGUGAUAGUGAAGAUGAUUUUGAAGUCUCAAGACCUAAAACAUUGGCGUUGGAUAAUAUGCAACAACAUAGUGAUCCUAAUUCCUACAGUUGGUGUUUAAUAAGAUAUUGUAUAGUACAUCAUAUAUAUCAUAAUAUACAGUUAUUUUUACCAUUAGUUGGUAUUGAAUUAGCAGAGUUGCCAAACUGUUCACCAUUACUACAUGCUCUAAUGAAGAUGUUAGAACAAUGGGAUGAAAUGUUAUACAGUAGAUUAGAGUUAUUUGCUUGUCCACCUGAAAGUUAUAUCCCUGGUUUACAUCUAGAUGUUACAACUGGUGUACCACAGUCUAAGUAUCAGGCCCUACUAAAUCCUUCUAAUACACCUUUUGUAAAUGACCAAUCAAGUUUACCAAUGAAAAGGUUGUGGUUUCAACUGAUUAAACAAGAUGUAUUAAAAGAUAUAUUUAUACGUUAUAUAUUUAGAAAUAAAAAACCUCAUCUUGAUAGUGCUGAUUCAAUGAGAACAACUACUACAGAUAGUGAUACACCAGCUAGAUCUCUAGAACCAAUGAAAAUAAUACAUAAAGAACAAGAUAUUAUUACAGCCUUUUCUAUCAACCAGGCCCACAUCUCUCUAUGUGGACGUAUAUUGUCGGCAUCCCUGUCCGUGCGUCCGUCAACAUUUGCUUGUAAAUGGUCUAAAAACUAG
Molecule: messenger RNA, 8355 nt
Organism: Lottia gigantea (owl limpet)
Lineage: Eukaryota; Metazoa; Mollusca; Gastropoda; Lottiidae
Exons: 37
Coding region: 1-8355 (2784 amino acids)
Biological process (GO): vacuolar acidification
Cellular component (GO): RAVE complex
Molecular function (GO): protein binding
Source: RefSeq, a predicted model, not a curated record